This is a messenger RNA of Corvus hawaiiensis (hawaiian crow), 3482 nucleotides long. Its product is annotated as apoptosis-inducing factor 3-like. Bases 1369 to 3141 code for a protein of 590 amino acids. The record is from RefSeq and is a predicted model, not a curated record. The transcript is spliced from 17 exons. Lineage: Eukaryota; Metazoa; Chordata; Aves; Passeriformes; Corvidae. Gene Ontology annotation, molecular function: oxidoreductase activity, acting on NAD(P)H; 2 iron, 2 sulfur cluster binding; flavin adenine dinucleotide binding. Gene Ontology annotation, cellular component: cytoplasm.
CUCCUCCACGUGGGAACGUGCUUCUGGGGAAUAAUUACAGAGAAUUUAAAUACGGACAUUUGGCAGCCAAAUUGCUUCACAUUCAGGCUCCUGGCCAGGAGGGCAGAGCCCAGAAGCUGCUCAUUGGUGCUGUGAGAAAAUUCCUCAUUCCUGUGCCCAUCGUGGGUGUGCAGAGCCCGUGGGCCGGGAUUAUCCGGACACGGCAGUGUCCCGGUAUCCUGCUCUGGAGGAAGGGGUGCUCACGGUUUACAGGGUUCCAUGAAUUGAACUGCUUCCCAAAUAAUCCUGCCUGCACUUAUCCAGCAUCCUGCACGUGCCUUCUUCUCCGGGUCAUACCCACUAAAGGAUUUUUAUCCCCCCUGCUGCUGGAUUUGGGAAGGUGCUGCUGGCAGGGAGCUGAUCCCUGCGGAUCUCCUGUUCUGCAAGGGAGAUGAUGGAAACAGGCUGUUAGUAACUUUUUCCCCCCUUAAUUUUUGAGGCAUAUUUUAAGUUGUGAAACAUAUUGACUGUGAAAUAGAGAUAAGAACAAGAGGAGACACAAACAGUGUAGGUGUUACUCCCGGUUUUUUGCAACUCCCACUUCGUUGUAAAAAUAGCACAGCAAGCAGCACCCUCCUGCUCCAUGCCAUCCUUCACGGGCCAAGGGAUGAUGGGAUCGUGUGCCUGGACAUCAGUGACUGAACCAGGAGCAGAGCUGGGAUUUAAGGCACGUGCAGAGCUGCUGAACACUUCAUGCUCCUUAAAAUCAACAGAGAAAAAUCCUACCCAAAGAUCAAAUUAAAGAAUUUUAAACGUUGUUGAAAUAUGUAAAAAGUAGCAAUAACAUUCCAAAGUGCUGCAAAAACGCGUUGUGUUGAGCUGGAAUGCUUUCCAUCAGGAAAAGGGGCAGUGGGAAGGGACCGUGGGAUAUCACUGCAUCCCCUCGAGUUUCUGGUCGCAGUGCCCACGACACACCCCAUCUUUACACCACACCUGUGCCAUAAUUCCUAUGUGCCCUCAAUUCUUUUGCAACUCUAAACCCCAGCAAAAUACCCUUAAUUAGGCCCAGGCCAGUUGCAGAAAUCAGAUAAAACUCCCUGACAGGCAGCUGCUUCCAGGAGCCACGUCUCCUGAUGGAUGGGGAUGUUGUGCAACUCGGGGAGAGCAUCACCAGCCGUGGGCUGGCAGUGGGCAGAACAUCUGUGGUGAGACACCAGGGUGUCACCUCACAGGAGAAAGUCGCAGACAGAAGCAGUGGUGGCUCUCUGACCUGGGGGAUGGGUGCCUGAUCCCCCCUGGCAGGACCAGUUGAAAGUCAUUUUGCUGCUGCAUCAGAAAUUUGGGACCCCUUGAGUGCCUGACAUCGACCAGCUCCCAGCAGCCACCGGCAUGGACAGCGAUGACACCGUCACCGCCGAGGUCUGCAGGGAGGACGACGUUGGGGAUGGACAGCUCCUGGAGGUGAUGGUGGCUGGCUACCCAGUGCUGCUGGUGAGGAACAGGAAGGAAUUCCGUGCUCUGGGCAGCAAAUGUCCCCACUACGGUGCCCCGCUGAGCAAAGGGGUUUUGAGAGGGGAGAGGCUGCGCUGCCCCUGGCACGGGGCCUGCUUUAACAUCAGGACUGGAGACAUCGAGGAAUACCCUGCUCUGGACUGUAUCUCCUGCUUUAAGGUAACAGUGGAAGAUGGAAAGGUGUUUAUUACAGCAAAAAAGAAGGACCUUGAAAGCAGCCUGAGGGUGAAGGAUGCAAGCAGGAGGUGCCUCCUCAACAAGAACACGAUGCUGCUGCUGGGGGGAGGUGUGGCUGCCCUGGUGUGUGCAGAGACUCUUCGCCAGGAGGGAUUCACUGGCAGGAUCAUCAUGGCCACCAAAGAGAAGCAUGUUCCCUAUGACAAGUCCAAACUGAGCAAGGAAAUGAACUUGAAAGCCGAGGAUGUUUACCUGAGGAAACCUGAAUUCCUCCAGGCCCAGGGCAUAGAGUUCUGGACAGAGAAAGAGGCAGUGUCAGUGGAUUUCCAGAAGCAGAAGGUUCACUUCAUGGAUGGGUCCUCUCAGAAGUACCACCAGCUGCUCAUUGCAACAGGCAGCCACUCUGGUUUCCUCAAAGUCCCAGGUGCAGACCUGCAGAACGUGUGCACGCUCCAAACCCCAGAAGAGUCCAGCAAGAUCUUGGAGCUGGCAACUGGAAAGAAUCUGGUGAUUGUAGGAGCUUCAUUCAUAGGAAUGGAGGUGGCUGCCUUCCUCUCAGACAAGGCUGGAAACAUCUCAGUGGUGGAAAGAGAGGAGUUCCCUUUCCAGCACACCCUGGGUCCUCAGGUUGGAGGUGUCGCCAUGAAGAUGCUGCAAAAUAAAGGGGUGAAGUUCUGCAUGAAAACAGAACUCUGUGAGCUGAAAGGAAGGGAUGGAAAGGUUGCAGAGGCUGCUCUUGCCAACGGAGAGAAUCUCCCUGCAGAUGUGGUAGUGGUGGGAAUAGGGUCGACCCCCAACUCCACAUUUCUAAAGGGCACCUCCAUUGCCAGAGAUGACAAAGGUGCCAUCCUGGUGGAUCUGCACAUGCAAACCAACAUCCCGAAUGUCUUCGCUGCUGGGGACGUGGUCACCUUCCCAGUAGCGCUGCUCGACGGGGACAGGUCCAGCAUCCACCACCAACAAGUGGCCGAGGCCCACGGUCACUGUGCUGCUUUAAACAUGCUGAAGAGAGGGAAGGAGUUGCGCACUGUUCCUUACUUCUGGACCACGUUGCUUGGGAAAAGCAUCCGCUACGCAGGUAGGAGGGGGCAGAGAGAGGGGAACAGAACUUCUUCCCUGCCCAUCUGCUCACCCACCCAGCUGGGUCUGGGGCUUGUAAACACAGUGUGGUUGCAGAGUUCACCUGAAGCAGCUCAAGCUCUGGACUGGCUGCCAUGGCUGUGGGAAGGGAUACACGGACACUGUUGUGAAGGGCAGCCUGGAGCAACAGAAAUUCCUGAUCUUUUACAUCAGGUGAGUGAAUCCAUGGCCAGUCCAUGCCCCGGGAACAGGGCCCAGUCCUCUCUCUUACAGCCUGCAGAGAUCCCACGGAGGCUCCACAUCCCAUGGCUGUGCACUAAAGGCAGCUGCUGGGUGCUGAACCAGAGAAAACCAAAGCAGGGCAAGGAAGGAGAAGAGAAUGAACCCAAAUGAUGACACCAGCUGGGCAGAGAGCCUGGGACACAUCUCCUCUCCGUCUGCCCCAUUGCUCCCAGGCUCAGUGCCCAGCUCCCAGCAUUGCCAGGCAAUCUGCCAUGAGUCCCUGUGCAUCCUGCAGCACCAGCCACCCUGCCCUGAGCCCUCUGAAAUACAGCUGCUCCCUGGCCACUGUGCCAUGGGGAUGCUGCUAUGCUGAGCUUUGUACUCUGAGAAGAUCCACAUUCUUCCUCUUUCCCUUCCAGGGAUGGCCAUGUGACUGCAGCUGCCAGCCUGAACUGCGACCCCAUGGUGUCUCUGAUUGCAGAAGUUUUGUACUUGGGGAAACAAAUCUCCAA